UGCUCAUUAUUACAAACCAUAUAUAUAACAAACAUUUUUCUUCUUUGUAUCAAGAAAAAAUAAAAAUGAAGAAACUACUACUCCUCCUUAAAGUUAGUACAAUAAUUGUUGUGUUGAUGAAUAAUUUGCCAUCAAUAGGAGUGUUGGGUUAUGGACCAGUAGUGUUGAUAAGAGGGGGAGUGAGAGAUUCUUGUUCACAAAUUGAGCUUCCUAAAACAGUUCAUGGUCCUGAGAGCAUAGCAUUUGAUUGCCAUGGCAAAGGACCUUAUGUUGGUGUUUCUGAUGGAAGAAUUCUCAAAUGGCAUCAAGAACACAGAUCUUGGAUUCAGUUCGCGGUUACCUCCGCAACAAGGGACAAAAAAUUAUGUGAUGGGUUGACAAAUACAACCUUGGAACCGUUGUGUGGAAGGCCUUUAGGGCUCAAAUUCAACACUGUAACUUGUGAUCUGUAUGUCGCCGACGCCUACUUUGGACUCGUGGUGGUCGGAGCUGCCGGCGGCGUGGCAAAACAGUUGGUCCAUUCUGCAGAUAAAGUUCCAUUGAAGUUCACAAAUGCUUUGGAUAUUAACACUCAAACUGGUGAAGUGUACUUCACAGAUAGCAGCAGUAUAUAUCAAAGAAGGUCAUAUUUGCCAAUAAUACUGACGGAUGAUUCAACUGGAAGAUUGUUAAAAUAUGAUCCAAGAACAAAACAAGUUCAUGUUGUGCUCAAUGGCUUAGCAUUCCCCAAUGGUGUUGCCCUAAGCAAGGACAACUCUUUCCUUCUCUUAGCUGUUUCAGACACAUUCAAGAUCUUGAAGAUUCACAUUAAUAAUAAUAAUAAUAAUAUUAAUAAUAAAAAUAAUAAGAAUAACCCUACUAAUAUCAAUAACAACAACUACUACUAUGUACAACAUUUUGCAACGCUUCCACGUUACUCUGAUAAUAUUAAGAGGAAUGAGAAAGGUGAGUUUUGGGUGGCACUUAAUAGUGGAAGGGGAAAGAUUCAAGGGUUAGUGAAAGAUCAUGAAAAUAUUAUUGGAGAAAAUGUAGUUGAUCCAUUAUCAGAAGAUCCUGUGGGGAUUAAAUUUGAUGAAGAGGGAAAUCUUAUUGAGGUCAUUGAUGGAGGGUUUGGUGACCAACUUGAUUCUGUUAGUGAAGUCGAAGAAUUUGGUGGAAGAUUGUGGUUGGGUUCUAAUGUGCAACCUUAUGUCGGAGUCAUAAACCCUACGCCGCUUUAACCGUGUUUGACGGUGGAGAAAGAUAUAAAUAUAGAAUUAUAAGGGUGAGUUUGGUUUGUAUUUUUAUUUUUUGUUUUUAUUUUUAAUAUUUUCUGUUUAUAAGAAUUUUGUGAAAGAAAAAAAUAAGAACUGAAAAUAGAAAAUUUAAUUUCAUUGUUUUUAUUAUCUUUUUUUUAAA
Messenger RNA from Arachis duranensis, 1398 nucleotides. Its product is annotated as protein STRICTOSIDINE SYNTHASE-LIKE 10-like. Gene Ontology annotation, biological process: biosynthetic process. Gene Ontology annotation, molecular function: strictosidine synthase activity. The coding region runs from base 66 to 1220 and encodes 384 amino acids. The record is from RefSeq and is a predicted model, not a curated record. NCBI's taxonomy places the organism in Eukaryota, Viridiplantae, Streptophyta, Magnoliopsida, Fabales, Fabaceae. The transcript has 3 exons.